Molecule: messenger RNA, 2558 nt
Organism: Halteromyces radiatus
Lineage: Eukaryota; Fungi; Mucoromycota; Mucoromycetes; Mucorales; Cunninghamellaceae
Product: Piwi domain-containing protein
Exons: 7
Coding region: 27-2558 (843 amino acids)
Molecular function (GO): protein binding; RNA binding
Source: RefSeq, a predicted model, not a curated record
UUUUAAUUGAUUUUUACUGUUCUAUUAUGUCAAAUAUCUCAAACAGAAAUUUAACUCAACUGGUCAAGCGACCUAAUAUUGGUAAGGCUGGUACACCAAUACGUGUACGAAGUAAUUUUUUCGAAAUGCUUACACUUCCUGGUCAAAACGUCCAACAUUUGAAUAUCCAAAUCUUACCUGAUGGUCAUCCUCCUGCUCUUCUCAGAAAGGUAUGGCAAUUUUUUCAAGAUAGCCCUAAAGGUCAAUCUUUUCUCAAUAAUGUCAAACCUAUUUUCGAUGGUCGUGCGAAUCUUUUUUCUUCAAAACCACUCAAGUGUGGGAAUGACAAUAUUGGUAUCUCCUUUGAGGUCAAUCUUCAAGAAGGAAAUCGUUCUGGUGGUGUUUUUAAGUUAAAUAUCAAGCCUGUAGGUGUAAUCAACAUGAGUGAAUUACAAUUAUUCUUGGAUGGCAGAUCUGGCAUUACCAACAAUUGUUUAACUGCCAUUAUGGUGUUGGAUGUAUUAAUUCAUCAACUUCCCAGCAUGAUGUAUCCCACGAUCGGUCGAUCCUUUUUCACUCCUCAAGACAAACGUCCUUUGCACAAUGGUGCAGAAGUAUGGCAAGGCUUCUAUCAAUCUGUUCGUCCUACUCAAGGCAAAAUGAUGAUCAACCUUGAUGUUAGUGCUACUGCUUUCUAUGAAUCUGGUCCUCUUCAUGAAAUGCUCCCUAAGAUUCUUAACCGUCGUAGUCUUGAUGACCUUCGUCGUGGUAUUCCUGAUCAUGAACGCAUCAAGGUCGAAAAAAUUCUGAAGAAUCUCAAAAUCAUUGUUGUCCAUCGUGGUGCUGAAAAACAAUUGAAAUACAAGAUCAACAAACUCACGCCCACCUCUGCUGAAAACACUCUAUUCAAAGGUAAAGAUGGAAACGAAAUGACUGUUGCGCACUAUUUCCAACAAACAUACAACAGACGUUUGGCCUAUCCCUUCUUACCCUGUGUUGUUGUCAAGAAAGAUAUCUUUUUACCUAUGGAAGUUUGUGAAGUGAUUCCUGGUCAACGUCAUUUGAAGAAAUUGAAUGAAAUGCAAACCGCCGAAAUGAUCAAGUUUACUUGCCAAAAGCCCACUGUCCGUGCCAAUAAAAUCCAUCAAGCCGUCAAUCUUCUCAAAUACAAGGAUAACCCAUACAUUCAACAAUUUGGUGUUAAUAUCAAGUCCGAAAUGGCCACGGUUAAUGCUCGUGUUCUUCCUACGCCAAAGAUCUCUUAUCAUCCUUCCUCUCAAAACGCUACUUUUGCUCCUGUUGGUGGUGCUUGGAAUCUUCGUGGAAAAAAGGUGGCAAAGGGUGCCAACUUGGGUUCUUGGUCUAUCGUAAAUUUUGCAAGCAAAAUACAUGAUGGUAUGAUCCAACGUUUCAUUCCUGAAUUAUGUCAAACAUUUGUGGAUACUGGGUUGAAUGUCAUCAAUCGAAAACCACCUAUUACUCAUGCUAAUCCUCAGGGUAAUAUUGAACGUAUUCUCAAGGAAGCUUGGUUGAAGGCUGGUAAUGCUGCCAAGGCUAAACCUCAAUUGAUAUUCUGUAUCUUACCUAACACUGGUGUUCCUCUCUACGCUGAAAUCAAACGCAUUUGUGACACAGUUACCAGUGUUGCUAGUCAAUGUGUACAAAGUAAGCAUAUUGCUGAUCCCAAAAAACAAUAUUGUGCCAACGUGUGUUUGAAGGUGAAUAUGAAACUUGGUGGUAUCAACUUGUUUAUGGAUGGAUCUCAAAUUCCUUUUAUUUCACGCAAACCUACUAUUGUCUUUGGUGCUGAUGUUACUCAUCCUUCUGGUAAUACGGACAGACCAUCUAUCGCUGCUGUGACUGCAAGUAUGGAUGCUCAUGCUUCCUAUUAUGCUUCCACCGUCCGUGUUCAAGCCCCCCGUACUGAAAUCAUAGCAGAUUUAGCUAACAUGGUCAAGGAAAUGUUAAAGGUCUUCUAUCAAACUUGUGGUCAAAAACCUCAACAAGUCUUGUUUUAUCGUGAUGGUGUUUCUGAAGGUCAAUUUGAUCAAGUACUCAGAAAUGAAGUUACCGCUAUCCAUGCCGCCUGUUCCUCUCUUGAAAAGUCUUACCAACCUCCUGUCACCUUUGUAGUUGUCCAAAAACGUCAUCAUACUCGAUUCUUUCCUAUUCAAACUCGUGAUAGCGAUCGAACUGGUAAUUGUCACCCUGGUACAGUUGUUGAUACUGGUAUUGUCCAUCCAUUUGAGUUUGAUUUUUAUUUGCAAUCUCAUGCUGGACUUCAAGGUACAUCACGUCCAACUCAUUAUCAUGUUCUAUAUGACGAUAACAAAUUCACUUCGGAUGAUUUACAAGAACUCACUUAUCGUUUAUGUUAUAUCUAUGGUCGUGCUACUCGCUCUGUUUCCAUCUGUCCUCCUGCUUAUUAUGCUGAUUUGAUGGCUGCCCGUGCUCGCUUCCAUCUUAAAGGUGAACAUUGGGAUGACUCUGAAACAACUGAAUCCAUUGAUAUCGAUACACAAAUGGCCAACUUCUCUACUGUCAAGCCCGAAAUGCAAAAAAUCAUGUAUUUUAUGUGA